CUCGCGCACGCCAGACGAGCAGCACGGACGCGUUCAGCUGCACCGAGGAAAUGAGCACUGUUUGGAAACGGAUAGUCAGCUGGAUCUCAGCACUUCUCUAGAUUAACAUGCGAGUCAUUCUUUCAUUCAUCCUUCAGGAGAUAUCAGCUGAAACAGGUCCUACAGUGUGUUUCUGGAUUCAUUGCCCUUCUGUCUGCCUCCAGGACCUUUGAAGUAGGUGCAAAUGCCAAACACUUAAAGCUUAAUAGUCAAGUCUGCUGCAUCUCACAGGAUAGUGAGAAAAUCCGAUUGCAAUGGGAAACCAGCUGACAGAGAUUGCUCCCAACACACCGUUUUUGCCUAACUUUCACUCCCUCCACGUGGUAGUCAUUGGGCUGGACUCGGCAGGCAAAACUUCCCUCCUUUACCGACUUAAAUUGAAAGAGUUUGUCAAAACUAUUCCAACCAAGGGCUUCAACAUGGAGAAGAUCAAAAUGCCAGUGGGCAAUGGACGAGCCAUUACUUUACAGGUGUGGGAUGUGGGUGGUCAGGACAAACUGCGACCACUGUGGAAGUCGUACACACGCCGCACUGAUGGCAUGGUUUUCGUUGUGGACUCCGCUGAAGCAGAGCGUAUGGAGGAGGCCAAGGUGGAGCUUCAUAAAAUCACACGCACAUCAGAGAACCAGGGUGUGCCUGUGCUUGUACUAGCCAACAAACAGGAUCUUCCAGUUGCCCUACCUGUUAGUGAGGUGGAGAAGGUUUUGGCUGUACAUGAACUAAGUGCCAACACCUUUCACUAUGUGCAAGGCUGUAGUGCUGUGGAUGGCCAAGGCCUUCAGCUGGGCCUCGAGAAACUGUAUGAGAUGAUCCUAAAAAGAAAAAAGGUGGUGAGGCAGAGUAAGAAAAAGAGAUAAGCGGUUUAAGGACCCCCUUUAAGGCACAGUUAUCUUCCUUGUGAACCUCUGCAGCAGUUUCUGCAUUAUUGCAGGAUUUUGCUGGGAACAAAGAAAUCCUUCCAGAUGGUCUUGGAGUCAGAAUGGCUUUGACCUUUAUCUAUCACACAAUAUUGAGCUGCUUUCCGUAGUAUUUCCUGUGCAGCUGCUGUUUGUCUAAAGACUGCUAUAGAUUGAAAAGGAUAAUGCCAACAGGAUUUAAGCCCAUACUUAAGUAAGGAUAGUGACUGAAUUCAAGACCAUAGCUUGACAAACCUUUGAUUUGUUUUUAGAGCCAGUUUACAAAACCUCUCUAUUUCAGUUCUGAUAUAAAAAUGCAUUAUUAAUAUUAUUUGUAUUAAGCUAGUUGUGCAAUUAAUGUUUGACACAGAGUUUAUUCACACUUCUCAUUAAGUUUUAGUUCAUAAACCUGAUUGUUUUUGCAUUCUGUAAAUUUUUUUUAAUGCUGA
Molecule: messenger RNA, 1384 nt
Organism: Neoarius graeffei (lesser salmon catfish)
Lineage: Eukaryota; Metazoa; Chordata; Actinopteri; Siluriformes; Ariidae
Gene: arl4d
Product: ADP-ribosylation factor-like 4D
Exons: 2
Coding region: 294-896 (200 amino acids)
Biological process (GO): vesicle-mediated transport; intracellular protein transport
Cellular component (GO): cytoplasm
Molecular function (GO): GTP binding; GTPase activity
Source: RefSeq, a predicted model, not a curated record